AGGAUGAUGGUUAAUGUAGUACAUCAGUAGACACGUGUGUUGUCGUGUAGUUAAGCUAGGGAAAAUGGCGGGUCUGGAGCUGCUGUCUGAUCAAGGAUACCGGUUGGAUGGAAGAAAAGCUACCGAGCUGCGCAAAGUCCAGGCCCGCAUGGGGGUGUUCGCUCAGGCCGACGGUUCCGCGUAUCUGGAGCAAGGAAACACCAAAGCUCUGGCGGUGGUUUACGGCCCGCAUGAAAUUCGAGGUGCUCGUAGUCGGGCUCUUCAUGACAGAGCCAUUAUCAACUGCCAGUACAGCAUGGCCACCUUCAGCACGGCGGAGAGGAAGAGGAGACCGCACGGAGACCGCAAGUCCACAGAAAUGAGCCUUCACCUCAAGCAAACGUUUGAAGCUGCCGUGCUGACCCAGCUCUACCCACGCUCCCAGAUAGACAUCUAUGUCAAGAUUCUUCAGUCCGACGGGGGGAACUACAGCGUUUGUGUGAACGCCGCCACACUGGCAGUGAUCGACGCAGGGAUACCGAUGAGGGACUAUGUGUGCGCCUGCACAGUGGGCUUCGUGGAUGAAACCUCUCUUGCCGAUCUUUGCUACGCAGAGGAGAGCGGAGGAGUGAGCUCUCUGGCUUUGGCGCUUCUGCCCCGCGGAGGGCAGAUCGCUCUGGUCCAGAUGGAUGCCAGACUGCAUCAGGAUCACCUCGACACUCUGAUUGAGGCGGCAAUGACCGCUUGUAAAGGUGUGAGCAAAGUCCUGGACCAGGUGGUCAGGCAACAUCUCCAAGAAGGUUCUACGCUCAGAGAAUAAUGGUGAAGGAAAGAGUAAACAAAUGGUUUCCUGGGAUCAACACUUAUUUUGUCGUCAUUCUUAACAUUUUAUUAAGUAUAUUUGUGCAUAAAGAAUAAAUGUGAAUGUAUAUCGUU
This is a messenger RNA of Oryzias latipes (Japanese medaka), 915 nucleotides long. RefSeq names its product exosome component 4 (gene exosc4). Gene Ontology annotation, cellular component: nuclear exosome (RNase complex); nucleolus; cytoplasmic exosome (RNase complex). Gene Ontology annotation, molecular function: RNA binding. The record is from RefSeq and is a predicted model, not a curated record. Gene Ontology annotation, biological process: U4 snRNA 3'-end processing; nuclear mRNA surveillance; poly(A)-dependent snoRNA 3'-end processing. NCBI's taxonomy places the organism in Eukaryota, Metazoa, Chordata, Actinopteri, Beloniformes, Adrianichthyidae.